CCUCUCCUCAGCACUAGCUUUUCAUUCACCUAUUUCUCAUAUCACAGCGAUGGCACUCAGAUACCGCUUUGCGCAUCAGUCGGUGGGCGCAUGCGCUCGCAUGCAGCUGGCCGGGACGGGAAUCCAGACGCCGUGCAUUAUCAGGACUACGGGCAUUAUUCUUGGCACACGGAUGUACUCGAGCAAGCACACAGCCGCUGUGGCCAAGCCCGUCGAGCGCGCUGACCCGACCCUUCCUGGCCAGAGCCUGACCUUUAUCCAGAAGGUGAAGGGGUUUGUGUCGUUCUAUAAGGGCGGUCUCAAGGAGCUUUUGCAAAACAACAAGGCAGCCAAGGCAAUCGCUGUUAAAGUCCGGAAUGGCGAAGAGCUGACGCGGUCAGAAUUGCAAAUCCAACGGCGCACACCCGGCGACAAGCUGCGCCUGGUACCGUUCGGGUUCCUUGUAGUGAUCAUCCCUGAGCUAAUCCCGCUGACAAUUUGGCUGUUCCCCGGUGUGUGUCCGAGCACAUGCGUGACAUUCGGGCAGACGGUUAAGAUGGGGCGGAAGCAGGACGUGGUGCGGCAACGGCUGCACGCACAGGCUGUUCAGCGGAUCGCGGAGGCUGGGAUCAAGCCUGGUGAUUUGGCGGUCGCCAGCAAGCUGGGGAAGCUUGAUCACGAGAUUUUCCAGUUCGAGACCCUAGCAGAUCAGGAUGUGCAGUUGAUUGCCAGGUACAUGGGCGUGCGCGGCGGCUUGUUCGCCAAUGCGACGGCGCUGAAGACGAAGCUGAGGCUGGAACUUGAUUAUCUGCAUCAUGACGAUCAGCUGCUGGCAAACGAAUCGCUGGUAGGAGUUCUGGGGCUGACGGAGCUGCAUCGGGCGUGCCAGGAGCGCGGAAUCCCAACUGCAGAUUACCCUGAGCAACAGCUGCGUAACUCGCUGGAUGCCUGGACCAAGGUCUCGCAAGCAGCCAAGGGAGGGUCAGACAUGUUGCCGAUCGUUUGGAGCCGGCUGGCGCUGUUUAACAAGGCGAUCAAGGUUUGAGCUGCCAGUGAGAAAAACUAUAGGCUAGACUCUCCAUCACCUUUGAUAUGCGAAGAACAAUAUAGACAUCCUU
Linderina pennispora is the source of this 1097-nucleotide messenger RNA. RefSeq lists its product as uncharacterized. Gene Ontology annotation, molecular function: ribosome binding. Gene Ontology annotation, cellular component: mitochondrial inner membrane. Bases 50 to 1024 code for a protein of 324 amino acids. The record is from RefSeq and is a predicted model, not a curated record. Lineage: Eukaryota; Fungi; Kickxellomycota; Kickxellomycetes; Kickxellales; Kickxellaceae. The transcript has 2 exons. Gene Ontology annotation, biological process: intracellular monoatomic cation homeostasis.